UACACCAUUGAUAAAAAUAAAAACAGAAAUCUUUAACAUUAAAUACGAGCUAACUCCAUGAAAAAUUAUUUGCAUCCUAAAACAUUAUGUAUUUCUCACAUUCCUUUAGCGGUUUACUUUUCUCUUUGAUUGUGUGUUUGGUCAUUUCUGAGUGCUAUGCUGAUAUUAAUGCUAAUCCCAAUGCUAGCCAGAACAUAUCAAAGUUAGUGAUUGAUGCAGGUUCUGGAAGAAAUAUUCCAGAUACAUUGUUUGGAGUAUUUUAUGAGGAGAUUAAUCAUGCAGGAGCUGGGGGAUUAUGGGCAGAACUUGUGAAUAAUAGAGGCUUUGAAGGAGGAGUUGCUGCCAAUCUUCCCCCCAUUUAUCCAUGGAAAAUUAUUGGAGAGAAUCAAUCAUCCAUUACUGUAUCAACUGAUCUUUCCUCUUGUUUUGAGCGUAAUAAAAUUGCAUUACGCAUGGAUAUUCUAUGUCAAGGAACAUCUUGUCCAAGUGGUGGUGUUGGUAUUUCCAAUCCUGGUUAUUGGGGCAUGAAUGUUGAACAAGGGAAAAGCUACAAAGUAGUUUUCUAUGUUAGAGCACUUGGUCCAAUUGAUUUAGAAGUGUCAUUUGUCGGAACAGACGAUGGUGUAAAAUUGGGUUCAACGAACGUAAACGUCGAUGGACUUAAUGUUACAAAAUGGAGUAGGAUGGAGAGAAUUAUUAAAGCUACAGGCACAAAUCAUAAUUCUAGUCUACAAAUAACAACAACAAAUAAAGGGGUAUUAUGGUUAGAUCAAGUGUCAGCUAUGCCUUUGGAUACAUAUAAAGGUCAUGGUUUCCGAAGUGAUCUUUUUAAAAUGGUGGCAGAUUUGAAACCAAAAUUUUUAAGAUUCCCUGGUGGUUGUUAUGUCGAAGGAGAUUAUAUAAAAAAUGCUUUUAGGUGGAAAGAUUCAGUUGGGCCAUGGGAAGAGAGAGCUGGUCACUUAGACGACAUUUGGCAUUAUUGGAGUGACGAUGGACUUGGUUAUUUUGAGGGUCUUCAACUAGCAGAGGAUCUUGGUGCAUUACCUGUAUGGGUGUUCAAUAAUGGUUUUAGCCAUCACGAUGAAGUUAGUACUGAUUUAAUUCAACCAUUUGUGGAUGAAGCUCUAGAUGGCAUUGAGUUUGCUAGAGGUCCUGCCACAUCACGAUGGGGUUCUCUUAGAGCUUCCAUGGGACAUCCUGAACCAUUUAAUUUGAGAUUUGUUGCUAUUGGAAAUGAAGAUUGUGGUAAAAAGUAUUAUGAAGGGAAUUAUAUGAAAUUCUAUGAAGUUAUACGACGUACUUAUCCUGAUAUUCAGAUGAUAUCAAACUGUGACGGUUCUGAUGUACCACUAAACCAUCCUGCAGAUAUCUAUGAUUACCAUAUUUAUACAAAUUCUCAAGACAUGUUUUCCAAGCAUACCAAGUUCGAUAAGUCACCACGAUCCGGUCCAAAGGCAUUUGUUAGUGAGUAUGCUGUUUGGAAGGAAGAUGCAGGUGUUGGAAGUCUUUAUGCAGCUGUUGCUGAAGCUGCAUUCCUUAUUGGAAUUGAAAGGAAUAGUGAUGUAGUUAGUAUGGUUUCAUAUGCACCCCUCCUUUUAAACACAAACGAUAGAGGGUGGAUACCAGAUGCAAUUGUUUUUAACUCUUAUCAGAGUUAUGGAACUCCAAGUUAUUGGGUCCAACGACUCUUUACAGAAUCUAGUGGAGCAACCUUACUUAAUUCAACUCUCCAAACUUCUUCUCCUGCAAUUGUUGCAUCAACAAUUAAGUAUAAAAAUUCUCAAGAUGGGAAAAAUUAUCUAAGAGUAAAGGUGGUAAACUUUGGAAAAGACAUUGAGAACUUAGAAAUUUCAAUAAACGACAUCGAAAACUUAAUGGACGGCUUAAAUACAAAUUUGCAACCAUCUGCUUCAUCAAUGGUGGUGCUUACGUCCUCCAAUAUAAUGGAUGAGAAUUCCUUCUCAGAACCAAUGAAGAUUGUGCCUCGAAGAUCUGUAUUUGGGGAUGCAAGCAAUGGCAUGAAUGUUAAACUUUCUCCUUAUUCAGUUACAUCGUUAGAUCUAUUAUUUUAAAUGUUAUGGUGAAAUAUUGUUUUAUUUUUUGUUAGAAUAAGAGAAAUGUAUAUAUUUUUUAAAUAUGAAAUUUAGGUGAGGAGAUGAUGCCCCAAUUUAAGAA
Messenger RNA from Trifolium pratense (red clover), 2175 nucleotides. RefSeq names its product alpha-L-arabinofuranosidase 1-like. Lineage: Eukaryota; Viridiplantae; Streptophyta; Magnoliopsida; Fabales; Fabaceae. The transcript is spliced from 2 exons. Gene Ontology annotation, biological process: L-arabinose metabolic process. Gene Ontology annotation, molecular function: alpha-L-arabinofuranosidase activity. The record is from RefSeq and is a predicted model, not a curated record. Bases 87 to 2072 code for a protein of 661 amino acids.